AGGCAUCAAUAACCUUGAAAAUUUUAUAUCCAAAAAUUUUGGGCUGUUGUAAGCUGUAAUAAAUCUGUUUCCUUUUAAUGUAUGAAUUCUGUCAGAGAUAGACUAUAGUGUUCAUGUUUAAUGUACUGUAAUUAUUAGUUUAUUUGAUUAAUUAUCUUUUCUUUAUCUGUACAUGAGUUGAGGAUGUAGUCACUCCCAAAUUCGAUUUUAGUUAAUAGAUAAAUAUAAGUUUGUCUUUUAAAAAUCAAUUGCCUCAUUUCGUUAAAUAAAAUAAAAAUAGCGUAUAGUAAAUAAUAACGAGUUUGUUAUGUGCAUUGAAUUAUUGUAAUUAAGUUAACCUCCAAGUUAACUUAUAGGUAUAGAAGUAAUUUCUACAGUAGAAAUGUAAUUGAAAUAUUUACAAUGUCAAAAAAUAAAUUAAACCUAACACUACCUCCUGGUUCAAUAGACCAAACACCGGCGGUAACACCAACAUCAUCAUUUCAAGAAACUCCAGUUGCAAGUAACCUUGUGAGGGGAAAUAGCAUUGAAAAUCUAACUGCACGUCUAGAAGAACUUGAUUCAACCCUUGAAAUGGAUGACACCCAGCGUAAAAGAAUAGAAGUGUUCCUUUGUCAAAAAGAAAAAAUUGGAGGAGAGUUUUCUGAUGAUGACUUUGAAAAAUUGGGAGAACUUGGUUCUGGCAAUGGAGGAGUAGUUACCAAAGUUCGUCAUAAGGGCAGUGGAUUAAUAAUGGCAAGAAAACUUAUUCAUCUCGAAGUAAAACCUGCAAUAAAAAAACAAAUUAUUAGAGAGUUACGAGUACUGCACAAAUGCAAUUUUGCACAUAUUGUUGGAUUUUAUGGAGCAUUUUAUAGUGAUGGUGAAAUUAGUAUUUGUAUGGAGUAUAUGGAUGCAGGAUCUCUGGAUCUAAUUUUGAAAAGAGCUGGCCGUAUUCCGGAAAAUAUUUUAGGUAAAAUCACAUUUGCGGUUCUCAAAGGGCUUAGUUACUUAAGAGACAAACAUGCAAUAAUGCACAGAGACGUGAAACCAAGUAAUAUACUCAUAAAUAGUUCAGGGGAAAUCAAGAUAUGUGAUUUUGGAGUAUCUGGUCAACUUAUUGAUUCAAUGGCCAAUUCUUUUGUUGGAACAAGGAGUUACAUGUCUCCAGAACGGUUACAAGGAACCCACUAUUCAGUACAAAGUGACAUUUGGUCUUUGGGACUCUCACUGGUUGAAAUGGCAAUUGGAAUGUAUCCAAUUCCUCCUCCAGACGCAAAAACACUUGCAUCCAUAUUUGGACCUCACAAUGAUACUGAUUCGCCAGAUCACACUAAAGGACCUAGACCUAUGGCUAUAUUUGAACUGUUAGAUUACAUUGUAAAUGAACCUCCACCUAAAUUACCAUCUGGAAUUUUUACAGACGAUUUUAAGGAUUUUGUAGACAGAUGUUUAAGGAAGAAUCCGGAUGAAAGAGCAGACCUCAAAACCCUAAUGAAUCACGCUUGGAUCAGGAAAACUGAAUCAGAGGAUGUAGAUAUCGCAGGAUGGGUCUGCAAAACAAUGGAAAUUCACCCACCAAAUAAAUAGCUACAACUACCUUUCUUACAUUAAAAAACUCUAAUUAAUGAUUUAGUUAAAUGUUGUUAAGUAUAUGAAGUAAAUAGAUGGUAAUAAUUAAUAUCAUAACAUAUUCCAGUGAUAUAUGGACUAGUACCUAAUAUCUAAAGUUGUAUAUUUAUUUUUUAAAUUUCCCUUAGGUUACAUGAAAUGAAAUAUAAAUUGAAUAUUG
This is a messenger RNA of Diabrotica balteata, 1771 nucleotides long. Lineage: Eukaryota; Metazoa; Arthropoda; Insecta; Coleoptera; Chrysomelidae. The record is from the annotation of a GenBank genome assembly.